CUCGUACAGCACUAUUUUAUCUCGUACAUGAAGACUGAGCGAAGAUAUUCAGGGGUCAAUACAAAACAGGAAUUACUUUACUAGUGCUGUUUAACACACUACUUUGCUCCAAAUAUGUCAUGGAGCUGCUCAGGAUCAUUUCCAGUGUUUUAUUACUGUUUUCAGUUCGGAAUUUGAGUGAAUGUGCGCAAAGCGUCGAGCAAACUGAGCAGAAUGCCAUUCAAAAAAAUGUGGAAAAGCCCAGAACCCUAUACGACUAUUCAACGAGAGUGGUGGCUUACAAGGACCUCAUAGACCCGAAAUGUCUCUUAGAAAUUCUAACGAACGAAGAAAGUGUGAUCAGCCAAAAACUCGCAAACUUUGGCAACAGAACGAGCAAUCUCAAGCCGAUAUCCACCUCCAAUCAGCUAACAAAAAGAGAGGUAUGGAGGCUGGCAGGUACACGAAUAUCCGACUUCUGCCGCGGCUUUCCCACAUACCUCAUCCAGAACACUCUGCCAGAUGCCCAAAACACCCAGGCACUGUCCGACAUACAAAACGACCUGCCUAUAGUGGAAAUAUCGCGCAAAAUACGCCGAAAGCGGGAGGAGCGACGGCAUUUCGUAGGACGAGUGCGAGGUCAAACCCAGUCCCAAUAUCUCACCUUCGGCAGCCAGAGUGGCCAGCCAGGAAAAGCCGAGGCAGAGAGCAGUGUUGAAGGCACAAAGGCAGUUGUCACUGGCACCAGUGGAAUGGGGCAGGCCCAAAGCCAAAGCUCCCCAGUCGAUUGCGGAGAAUGUUUGGGCUCUGGACUACAAGACCAAACGCUCCUGUUCCGACGCCCUGCAGGACAAGCUCCCGAAAGAAUAACACGCCCUGAAUAUCCUGGAGGUCCAUUCCGGCCAGGAGAUAGAUUUCCGGGUGGAUCUCAAGGAUUCCCCAGCGGCCCCAGCGGCCAGCAACCAGGCCAAAGCGGAUCGAACUAUCAACCCAUAGGCGACAGUCCACGCUUUCGGCCUGGAGACGUUUACCCGCCCCCUUCUCAACAACCCGGAGGAACUAACAAUCCCCCCAACUUUACCCCUGGAUCAGGACCCCCAGGCGAAUAUCCACCUUCUGGAACCAUCGCUUCCGGACAACCCGGAGAUAGUGGCGGUGGAUACCCAUAUCCACCUCAAACAAUCCCGACUUUCUAUCCUGGAUAUGCCCCAGGUUCCACUGGAGUGCCCAGGGCGCCUCCAGCAGCAGGGCACCCAGGCCAGUACCCAACAAGCAUCCGACCUGGCGAAGCUGGUUAUCUUCCGCCUGGAGCACGCCCAGGAGAAACCGGCUUAGGAUAUCCGCCAGGAGGACCCGGAUAUCCCUCAAUCGGUGGACAAUAUUUAGCGCCCGGAGGAAGCCCGGGAGACAGUGCUAGCCGACCUGGAACACCAUAUCCCUCAGGUCCACUCUUGCCAGGAACAACUGGAACUGGUCCUCAAGAAACAACCAGACCAGGUGGAGGAAGUGGUCCAUCAGGGACAUUUGGCGGCCAACUUGAAGGACAAUAUCAGAGCCACGCGGGGCAAACUGGGAAAUUCUCUGGAACCUUUCAUGGCACAUACGAAGCGGGAGCUGUUGGGGCUCAAAUCGGAGGACCAGGUGCCGCUUAUGGACCGGGAAGCGCAGGGGCCUACAAGCCUGGACAAUUUCCAUCUGGGGCAAUUCCUGGGUACUGGAGCGGACCAGGCACACCUGGAUACGGUCCAAGUGCAGGUGAACUGCAGAAACCGGGAGUUGGAGCAAUUCCUGGCUAUGGACCAGGUGGCUUUAUACCUGGACCCCCUGGGGCAAGCACUAGUCCAUACCCAGCCACGCCUUCAAGAUAUCCAGGGGCGCCAGCAGGUUAUGGACCAGGCACUGGAGGAGCUCCCGGUUCACCGGGUCUGUACCAAACAGUUCCAGAAUAUGGCACGGGGCCGGCAGAAUUGCAGAAACCCGGAUCGGAACUAGGCGCGGCCACUCAUCCAGGACAUCCUAGCGUUUAUAUACCUGGACAAGCACCUGCCGGAGUUAGCCCUGGAUCGUACGCACCAGGACCAUCCAGCGUCCAACCAGGUUAUGGACCAGGCCCUGGGGAGUUGCAAAAACCCGGAACCACAGGAGGGGCGGGCUAUACUCCUGGUCAGACUGGUCCAACCACUGGUUAUUACCCUGGAUAUCCAGGUUUGCCAGCAGGAUUCACGCCAGGUGUAUCGGGAUACCCUUCAAGUUAUGCACCUGGACAAAUACCUACUGGGCCCGGCGCUGGAAUUUACCCAGGAGCGCCAGGAGGAGGGUAUCCAGGCUCACCAGCAGGCGCUGGAAGUACGGGAGGAACAGGGGCCAUUCAACCAGGUGCCAGUACUAUAGGCGGUUCCAGUGAAGCAGGAAGAGCAUUAGGCGGAAGUCAUUUUUCUAACGCCCAAUGGGUUCCACCAGGAACUGAAGCUGCUGGCCCCCCAGGAACUACACCAGGCCAAUAUGGACCAGGAGUUUCAACUCAUCCAGGACAGCCUCCAAUCGUAGGUCCCUCAGGACUUGCAGGUCAAGGUGUCGGCCCCGGUGGACAAGGCUAUGCACCUGGAGGACCCGGAGGACCAGGAUACGGACCUGGGAGUCAAGGAUACGGACCCGGGAGUCAAGGUUACAGACCCGGGAGUCAAGGAUACGGACCCGGGAGUCAAGGAUACGGACCCGGGAGUCAAGGAUACGGACCUGGGGGUCAAGGCUAUGCACCCGGAGGACAAAGUUUUGCACCUGGCGGUCAAGGCUCUGGACCUGGUGUUCAAGGAGCAGGCUCUGGCAGUCAACUGUAUGGACCGGGCGCACAAGGAGGUCAAACUUAUGCACCAGGCGGUCAAGGUUAUGCUCCAGGAGGUCAAUCACAUGCACCGGGAGGUCAAGGUUAUACUCCAGGAGGUCAAUCUUAUGCACCGGGAGGUCCAGGUGUAGCACCUGGAGGUCAAGGUUAUGCACCUGGAGGUCCAAUUUAUGGACCUAGCGGUCAAGGGUAUGUACCUGGAGGACAGAGCGCUGCACCAGGAGGUCAGAGCGUUGGACCUGGCGGUCCUGGUUAUGGACCUGGGGCAUAUCCAGGUGGCCCUUAUCCGCCAGCAGGUGGUUACACACCAGGCUCUACAGGAACCACUGGGGGAGUGGUUCCUCCGGGACAAUAUGUCCAAGGAGGAGCAGGGGGUGGAUUAGCAGGCGGAGCAGGUGCGGGAGGCCAAUGGGGACAAACCGGAGCAAUUGACGACGCCGACUCCCAAGUGCAAACAUCAGUGAAACAAACCAACAACGAAACGAUUGCGAAUGCUCAAGCGCAUGGAAAGUUCCAAGGCGGAACCUCGCAGUCCCAAGUAUCGGGAACCUAUUCAGGAUCGGGGUCGUUCAGUGCGUCUGCUGGAUCAGACGAUGGUAAGCGGGGAGCUUUGACUCAAGUGGCUGGAGGAAAAGAUGGAGCGCAAAGUAGUGCACAAGGAAGAGGGGGAGCCGGGCAGUCUCAAGCGCAGGUUACUCUUGAUUCUGGAUCAGGUGAUACUUUAUCCACAGCCCAAACGUCUGGUAUACAACAUGGGACGCAAACUCAAGUAAGAGCAAGCGAAAAAGGAGGACUAGCGGACGCUCAAGCGAAUGGCCCUGGCCCGACGUCUUCCCAAGCUCAGAUCGGGUUUACUCCACAUGACGAGCUGGAAAGUGACAACCAAACAACACCGUUUAGAGGAGGAGGCACAGCAGCCGCCCAAAGUGGCACAUUGUCCGGGAUGACGCAGACGCAGAUCCAAGGAAAAUUCCGAUACGGAAUCAGAUAUCAAGGAGCGGCUCAAGCUGGAUCGGGAUCAGUAGCAAUAAGGAACCUGACUGAACCAACAGGAUAUUUCAAGCCGAUCAACUUCACAGCUAACAAAAUCAGUCACAAUAAACAGUCACAGAGCCAGCAAUCGUCAAUUGCCGUCCCAUCAAAACCGCCACCAACAUCAGUUGGAAAGAAACUGGAUGUGCCUUUAUCUGAAACCCUGACUGGCGCAGAAUCGAGUCGAGAGAAACUGUUCGAAAUCCAGGUUCAGAAGGUGGACCCGGUUUCCCAAGAAGAUCCAGUCGUUGUGUCUGCCCCGACGGAAACUCCAGCAGAAUACGAAGAGCCGGAUUAUGCAGAUGAAGAGUACCCUGAUGAGGCCUCCCAUGAACAAAACACCGAGUAUCCGCAACCGCUGAGCUCGCCGUCGAGAAGAAAUUUAGAACCGCCUGAAACUCGUCAAUCCGCAGUACCGAUCCAGAAAACUCACACCCCAAGAGUAGUGAGCCAAAGCUCAGACAGUCAGAAACAACACAUUGUCUUGGACCCCUUGGAGGAUCUGGAUGCCACAGUGCAUCAAAGCAAGGGCAGUUUUCCGGAAGAUGGGAUGGUAUUGCAAGCGGGACAAGUUAUUCCAGGUUCACCAGGAUACCAAAUCCCCGCAGGAUUCCGGGGAAGGGUCAAAGCCAUAGCGAACGGGCCCAACACUUAUGCAAUAGGCAGAAACGCUCAAGCUCAAAGCGUCACUUUAUCGCCAGGAAGCGGCAGAGUAAUCUACAGCAAAUCCAGAACACCCAACCCGGUAUACGGUGUGGUCACUAGAACUACAUACAAAAACGGAAACUACGGCUCGGGGUACGCAUAUCAACCCAUAUACCAACCGGUAGGAUACAGGGUGAAAAGUGGAAAAGUGCUGCCGAACUUUGUGUCGGUAAGCAAGUCCGAAGCAGGCUCCACCAACCCGAAUACCGGGAAAAAGUCACCGGAUAUUUACUAUACGCAAAGCAGUUCAUGCGGGAUGUUUACGAAUUCGUGCGUGUAUGCCAAUGGAAAGAAAACGUGUUUUCCUGUACGGAAAACCAACCCGGACGGAAGUCCGAUGAGCUGUUGAUGUUCUCGGAAAGUUUGUGCGAACAAUAAAUCUGGACAAUCGAUGAACCUGGGGCCAGUAGAUCUUACUACUUAAAAUAUAGUGGUUUGAAUAUAAAUUCUAUUAAAUUUGCAAUUUACUCUCGGGGUUAGGCGAUGUCUCCCAAUCCCAACUGCACGAGACACGCACAUUACGAGUAUAACUGUAUUAUUAACUUAGAAUAAUAACGCAAAAUGUAUUGUUGUAAAAUACAGACAAUUCGACCUGUUGGUGCAAGUCACUCAA
Molecule: messenger RNA, 5171 nt
Organism: Dendroctonus ponderosae (mountain pine beetle)
Lineage: Eukaryota; Metazoa; Arthropoda; Insecta; Coleoptera; Curculionidae
Product: collagen alpha-1(I) chain
Exons: 21
Coding region: 120-4907 (1595 amino acids)
Source: RefSeq, a predicted model, not a curated record